AUGGCGACCUCCGGAGGGAAAUCUCGACGGGAGGAACACAGCGACAACUCUGACGACGAACUACUACCAUUAGCUAAUGACACUUACGGGGGCAGCCAAAGAACAGUACAAGAGACGAAAGGAUGGGACGUCUUCAGAGAAUUCCCGCCGAAGCAGGACAGUGGGUCUAUGGAGAGUCAAAAAUGUUUGGAGUUCACUGUUAGGAUUCUGAAAAUUUUUGCAUAUGCUAUAACAUUCAUCGUUGUACUCGGUUCCGGUGUUGUGGCAAAAGGCACAUUACUUUUCAUGACUUCACAAUUAAGAAAAGAUAGAAGGAUAGCGUAUUGUAAUAGAAAUUUAGGUAGAGAUAAACAAUUCGUCGUCAGUCUGCCGGAUGAAGAAAGAGUUGCUUGGAUGUGGGUAAUCUUGGCUGCUUUUGCUAUACCUGAGAUUGGAGCCUUCAUCCGUUCACUUCGAAUAUGUUUCUUUAAAUCGUCGAAACGACCGAGGAGUAUACAAUUUAUCGUGGUCUUCAUAGCGGAGUCACUGCACACGAUAGGUCUGGCCCUAUUAUGUUUCAAGAUAUUACCGGAACUGGACGUCGUGAAGGGUGCAAUGAUAACAAACUGCCUGUGCAUCGUACCAGCGAUACUCGGCCUUCUCUCCCGGAAUUCUCGCGACUCGAAACGAUUUGUGAAAGUUAUCGUCGACAUAGCAGCGAUUGUCGCGCAAGUCACUGGCUUCAUUGUGUGGCCGCUUCUCGAGAACAAACCCGUGCUAUGGCUCAUUCCAAUCUCGGCUCUAUGUAUAUCUCUUGGAUGGUGGGAAAAUUACGUGACCCGACAGAGUCCGAUUGGUAUAAUGAAAAGUUUAGGCAGACUGAAAGAAGAAUUAAACCAAUCCCGUUACUACAUCUACCGAUUGAUAUCCGUCUGGAAAAUCAUCCUUUUCACGUUGUGCAUUAUGAUGUGUAUUUGGAUGGACGGUGAUGAUCCAGCAAUGUUCUUCCAAUUAUUUAAAGAAGGCUUCGGUCCACACAACAUUGUAGUCGAAGAGGUCCAAAUCCAGCUAGGCGGUACAAUAAUUCCUGAUCUGGCUAACGCGACCCUCACAGGAGACUCAGUAGAAGUAGCUGCGGUCCACAAAUCCGCAUUUUACGUCCUUUUGAUACAAGUCUUUGCAGCUUACUUCACUUACAUCUUUGGAAAGUUCGCUUGCAAAAUCCUCAUUCAGGGAUUCAGUUACGCUUUCCCGAUAAACUUGGUUAUACCGCUGGUAGUGAAUUUCUUGAUAGCAGCGUGCGGUCUCAGAAACGGAGACACAUGUAUUUUUCAUGGCACAAUACCCGAUUACUUGUUUUUCGAAAGUCCUCCAGUGUUUAGUCUUAGUGAUUUUAUAUCUCGUCAAAUGGCAUGGGUGUGGCUGUUGUGGUUACUCUCGCAAACAUGGAUUACUAUACACAUAUGGACGCCUAAGACGGAACGUUUGGCCUCAACUGAGAAAUUAUUCAUACUACCGAUGUAUAGUGGUUUACUUAUAGACCAGAGUAUGGCACUCAACAGAAAAAGAGAUGACCAUAAAGAUGUGAAAACUGAGGAUCUAGCAGAGAUAGAAAAAGAGAAAGGUGACGAAUAUUACGAAACGAUAUCUGUCCAUACUGACAACACCGGUUCCUCGCCUAAGACAGUGAAAUCCUCCGACUCGAUCACCAGAAUCUACGCAUGCGCUACUAUGUGGCAUGAAACUAGAGAUGAAAUGAUGGAGUUUUUAAAAUCUAUUCUGCGGCUAGAUGAAGACCAGUGUGCCCGCCGAGUUGCACAGAAGUAUCUAAGAGUUGUAGAUCCUGAUUACUAUGAAUUUGAGACACAUGUAUAUUUGGACGACGCAUUUGAAAUAUCUGACCACAGCGACGAAGAUUCUCAAGUGAAUAGAUUCGUGAAAUUGCUGGUGGAUACAAUCGAUGAAGCUGCCUCUGAAGUACAUCAGACUAUAAUUCGUGUCCGACCACCGAAGAAAUUACCCGCCCCAUAUGGAGGAAGAUUGACUUGGGUUCUGCCAGGAAAGACUAAAAUGAUUUGCCACUUGAAGGAUAAGUCGAAAAUUCGUCAUAGGAAACGUUGGUCACAGGUUAUGUACAUGUACUAUCUCUUGGGACAUCGGCUAAUGGAGUUGCCUAUAUCGGUGGAUCGUAAAGAAGUAAUGGCUGAAAACACAUACUUGUUAACUUUGGAUGGAGAUAUCGAUUUCCAACCUCACGCCGUGCGUCUACUUAUCGAUUUGAUGAAGAAGAACAAGAACCUGGGAGCAGCCUGUGGACGAAUUCAUCCAGUUGGAUCGGGUCCCAUGGUGUGGUACCAGUUAUUCGAGUACGCUAUUGGUCAUUGGCUGCAAAAGGCUACCGAACACAUGAUUGGAUGCGUACUUUGUAGUCCAGGAUGCUUCUCGCUGUUCAGAGGAAAGGCUUUGAUGGACGACAACGUCAUGAAAAAAUACACACUACGGUCAGAUGAAGCUCGGCAUUAUGUACAAUACGAUCAAGGGGAGGAUCGUUGGCUGUGUACCCUCCUGCUGCAACGUGGUUACCGAGUCGAGUAUUCGGCUGCAUCUGACGCUUACACACAUUGUCCCGAAGGAUUUAGUGAAUUUUACAAUCAAAGACGUCGAUGGGUACCCUCUACAAUCGCUAACAUUAUGGACUUGCUUGUGGACUAUAAACAUACGAUAAAAAUCAACGACAACAUCUCAUCGCCCUAUAUCGCUUACCAAAUGAUGUUGAUGGGUGGUACAAUCCUCGGACCCGGAACUAUAUUCCUUAUGUUGGUGGGUGCCUUCGUGGCUGCUUUUAGAAUCGACAAUUGGACUUCUUUCGAAUACAACUUGUACCCCAUUCUGUUAUUCAUGUUUGUUUGCUUCACGAUGAAAUCAGAAAUUCAGUUGCUGGUCGCACAAAUUUUAUCCACUGCGUAUGCCAUGAUUAUGAUGGCUGUUAUCGUGGGUACGGCGCUCCAAUUAGGAGAGGACGGAAUAGGCUCUCCAUCAGCUAUUUUCUUAAUAUCACUUUCAGGCUCCUUCUUUAUAGCUGCUUGCUUACAUCCGCAAGAGUUUUGGUGUGUCGUACCUGGUAUCAUAUACCUUUUGUCUAUACCGUCUAUGUACUUGCUUUUGAUUCUUUACUCUAUUAUAAAUCUCAACAACGUCACGUGGGGUACACGAGAAGUUCAAACUAAGAAGACUAAGAAGGAAAUCGAGGAAGAAAAGAAAGAAGCAGAGGAAGCUAAGAAGAAAGCAAAACAAAAGUCAUUACUCGGAUUCCUACAAGGCGUGAAUAGUAAUGAGGAAGAAGGAUCUAUAGAGUUUUCAUUCGCCGGUUUAUUUAAAUGUUUGCUCUGCACACAUCCUAAAGGCAACGAAGAAAAGGUUCAACUUCUACAUAUUGCGUCUACAUUGGAAAAACUAGAAAAGAAGCUAGAGAAUGUCGAAAGGGUUGUCGACCCACAUGGUCAGACAAGAAGCAGGAAACUUUCCAUCGGUCUGAGAGGAAGUACUAAUGGUGAUGGGUUGGUUACUGUAUCAGAAAGAGAAGAGGAGGAACAUGAUUCAGAUUCGGAAACUGAUACCAUGUCAACAGUUCCAAGAGAAAAAAGGGAUGACUUAAUUAAUCCAUAUUGGAUAGAAGAUCCAGACCUAAAGAAGGGAGAAGUUGACUUUUUAAGCCAGUCUGAGCUUUCAUUCUGGAAGGACCUUAUUGAUAAAUAUCUGUACCCCAUCGAUGCUAACAAGGAGGAGCAGGCUCGUAUAUCCAAGGACCUGAAAGAGUUGAGAGACACAUCUGUAUUUAAUUUCUUUAUGGUCAAUGCUCUUUUUGUCCUUAUCGUAUUUUUGCUACAAUUAAACAAGGACAAUAUUCACAUUAAAUGGCCCCUCGGAGUUAAAACUAAUAUUACAUAUGAUGAGGCCACUCAAGAGGCUCGAAUUGCACGUGACUUAUUAGAGCUUCGCAAUAAAUCAGUUUUUGCGUUUGUCAUGUUCAAUGCUUUAUUUAUAUUGAUAGUAUUCUUAUUACAACUCAACAAAGAUCAACUCCACGUGAUUUGGCCUUUGGGAGUAAAGACAAACAUUACCUACAUCGAGGAUACAGGCGAGGUAUUAAUCUCAAAGGAGUACUUGCAACUGGAACCUAUUGGUUUAGUCUUCGUGUUCUUCUUUGCAUUAAUUCUGUUUAUUCAGUUUAGUGCUAUGUUGUUCCAUAGAUUUGGAACUCUCUCACACAUAUUGGCUUCAACAGAGCUAAAUUGGUUCUGUACAAAGAAGUCUGAAGAUCUAUCCCAAGACGCAUUGUUAGAUAAGAAUGCUAUAGCAAUCGUCAAAGAUCUACAAAAACUAAACGGCCUGGACGACGACUACGAUAAUGAUUCUGGGUCGGGUCCACAAAAUGUCGGAAGAAGAAAGACCAUACACAAUUUGGAAAAGGCAAGGCAAAAGAAGAGAAACAUUGGUACUUUGGAUGUUGCUUUUAAGAAACGCUUCUUUAAUAUGAACGCCAAUGAUGGACCAGGCACGCCUGUUUUAAAUCGAAAGAUGACUCUGCGUAGAGAAACGUUGAAAGCUUUAGAAACGAGAAGAAAUUCUGUGAUGGCUGAGCGAAGAAAGUCGCAAAUGCAAACACUUGGCGCUAACAACGAAUAUGGAGUAACAGGAAUGCUGAACAAUAACCAUGGUGUUGCCCCUCGCCACAGAACAUCAACAGCUAAUAUAUCGGUAAAAGAUGUGUUUGGUGAACCAAAUGGUGGGAUGGUUAACCGAGGUUAUGAAACAUCCUUAGGUGAUGAGGACGACAGCAACUCAAUGAGACUGCAACCGAGACAGACCCAGGUCUCAUUUUCAACAAGAUUUCAGUGA
Molecule: messenger RNA, 4878 nt
Organism: Leptosia nina
Lineage: Eukaryota; Metazoa; Arthropoda; Insecta; Lepidoptera; Pieridae
Source: the annotation of a GenBank genome assembly